Cryptococcus wingfieldii CBS 7118 is the source of this 1416-nucleotide messenger RNA. RefSeq lists its product as hypothetical. The coding region runs from base 1 to 1416 and encodes 471 amino acids. NCBI's taxonomy places the organism in Eukaryota, Fungi, Basidiomycota, Tremellomycetes, Tremellales, Cryptococcaceae. The record is from RefSeq and is a predicted model, not a curated record. The transcript is spliced from 2 exons.
AUGGUGCACCCGGACCUCUUUACGUUGGUGGUGUGUCUCAAGACCAUGAGCCUGUUGGGCGUUUGGAUGGGGCGAGAUGAGAGGGGUGGAUUUGUAACAUCGAAGCUACAGGGAAAAGGUAUAGCACCCCAAGACCUCGGUCUCCCCUCCAAAUCAUCUUCAUCCUCCUCCCCAUCGACCUCUUCAUCUGCACCAUCCUCAAGACACCGCAGACACAGGGAUACCGCCGAACCCGAAAGCUCUCAACUAUCUUCCAGCCGAUCGGGUAAGCCACCCUCCAGAAAGCCAAAGUCGAGUGAUGGUGGUAAUGAAGCGUCGCAGGUCGGUAGAAGAGGUGGCGAUGAGGGUCGAUCUGCCGAUGGGAGCGGGAGGUCACGAAGAGGAGAUGAAGGGAGGGAGGAGCCGAGGAGAAGGGAGAGGUCUAGUAAGAGGGGUCCCCCGGCGGGCGAUGAUGCCUCUGGAGACAAGACUUUUUCUACCGAACGAAGCAACAUCAGCGAGCCCGAUACUUCAUCAGACGAGGGCUCUGACGCAGCUCCUGCAGGCGGGUACCGUGGUGAGACUGAAGGCAAGAACAAAGACGACGAGGCAAAGAAGAAAGAGGGGGAGAGAAAGAAGAAGAAAGAUCAAAGGAAGAAGCGUUCGGAUGGGGAUAGCAAUACUCGCUCAACCUCCUCGACCACCCCGUCGACGCCUACGUCUUCAGCUUUGUCAUUGUCCGGGGACUCGGAACCUCGCAGCGAAGCUACCACACCAACUUCUGCAUCCUCUUCCUCUUCGUCGUCUGACUCCAACUCCGAUAGUACGCCAAACUCCCCAGCCACUUCCACGCCAGACACCCCAUCAUCCAUUUCAUCCAACUCGACCGACUCUCAACCUCCCACACCCGAACCGACCCCGUCACCCACAUCCUCAAGGACCGAUAAAAAAAACGGAAACCGAGACGGAGCUCCAACCGGAGACGAAGAGGAGAGGGGCUACUUCCCAAACCGCAACGCCGAUUCUCGCGGAUUCAAAGGUAAUCUCUUGCCCAUCCGGAAGAAACCCCCAGAACCUCGUGAGGGCGCACGUCGACACUGGGGUGGAGAUGGAAGGGAAAGAGGGGGAGGGGGAGCAAGAGGAGGAGAAGGAGGGGAAGGGGGGGAGUAUCAGCCAAACCAGAACGCUGAUUCUCGGGGGUUCAAAGGUAAUCUCACGCCUAUCCGCAAACGACCACCGGAACCUCGUGAGGGUGCACGUCGGGGCCAGAGGGAAGGAGGGGGAGCAAGAGGAGAAGGGGCGAGGGAAGAGUACAUCCCGCCCGCGAACGCCGACUCUCGAGGGUUCAAAGGUAACCUGCCCCCUAUUCGCAAACGACCCCCAGAACCUCGAGGAGGCGGACGUCAACCUCGUCCCGGUGGUGGGACGCAAGGAUGA